This is a messenger RNA of Pseudogymnoascus destructans, 1277 nucleotides long. RefSeq lists its product as uncharacterized. NCBI's taxonomy places the organism in Eukaryota, Fungi, Ascomycota, Leotiomycetes, Thelebolales, Thelebolaceae. The record is from RefSeq and is a predicted model, not a curated record. The coding region runs from base 236 to 955 and encodes 239 amino acids. The transcript has 3 exons.
CCGGGGAAUUCGCUCACUGGGGAAAGUUGUGAGGGAGUUGGCAACCUUUACACGACCACUGGAUGGCCAUCUGAGAGAUGCGACUGGAGCGCGUUUGAAGGGUAAAUGCCACAUCCCCCGCACAAUUCCUCCGUCUCUUGUUUACUUCUCAUCUCAAUACGACUUAAUGACCAUCAUCGUUACAUCAACACUGCUAUAGUCUUGUGAAUAAUUAUAACAUCGCCAGUAACUCAUCAUGGUAUCCACGCGCCAACACCCCAAGGACUUUCCUGAGCCUGAUCUCAGCCCAAUGAAAGCCUCGCCGCGCGCGACGCGCAAAGCCAAAGCUGCGUGGGCGCAUACCCCGUCGAACCUCGUCUUGGUCUGGCUCGCCAUUUCUCUCCCGCUCGUCCUUUGGGACGCAGGUUAUGUUCUUCUUCGCCCGCACUCCAUGCCGGGCGGGAAGUAUCACUGGCCGCUCUGGGCGCCGUACGAGCUCUAUGGCAGGACAGACUAUAUUUAUGGCUGGAAGGCGUAUAAUGAGAAGAACGGCUUUACUGCUGCGCAGACAGUCAUGAACCUGAUCGAGACUGCCGGGUACUUUACCUACCUCUGGCUCGUCUUCAACUUCGGAAAGCAGUCGGUGGCGCAUGGGCGCGGUGCGCCCAAGAACGCGGGAUGGUUAGGACAGCAGAGGACCUUGACUGGAGAGAAAGCUGCAUGCGCUGUCCUUGUGGGUUAUAGCUCGGCGAUCCUUACCUUGGCCAAGACGAUGCUGUAUUGGUUUAAUGAGUACUACUCUGGCUUUGAGAACAUCGGCCACAACACCUUGCCAGACUUGAUUCUGCUCUGGAUCAUUCCCAACGGCGCUUGGCUCGCCCUUCCGAGUUACAUAUCAUAUGUUAUGGGAAGUGAGAUCCUCGAGGGCCUGGCCGUCGCAGCUGGAUCUGCAAAUGACAGCGGAAAGAGCGAGUAAGGUUUGUAAUGACUCUCGACGCUGGAAUCAUGAUAGGGUAUAUAUAUGGAUACCCAUACGUAUAAUUUCUUAGACACACGCUUGGACUUCGGGUGGCUGGUAUUAUAUUUAUGAUUUAAUAUGCCAGUGGAGUCUGAGUUUACUACUCGAGGCAUAGAUUUCGAGAAGGCGCCCUGUGCUCCGGAUGCAUCAGGGUUGCAAGUUUGAUUAGUGUAAAUCUGCUGGGUCAGAAGAUUGUUCAAAUAAUUGCGUCUUAAAUACACCGGCCAGUCGUUUACGAUGCACUGUUGAGACGACAAUAAUAAUAAUUACUUCAAAGAGA